Messenger RNA from Sinocyclocheilus grahami, 3169 nucleotides. RefSeq names its product ubinuclein-2-like. Gene Ontology annotation, biological process: chromatin organization. The record is from RefSeq and is a predicted model, not a curated record. The transcript is spliced from 12 exons. Lineage: Eukaryota; Metazoa; Chordata; Actinopteri; Cypriniformes; Cyprinidae. The coding region runs from base 1 to 2664 and encodes 887 amino acids. Gene Ontology annotation, cellular component: nucleus.
AUGCAGUCCUUGUUCUUGAAAGAUGGAGAGGAGCGGGUGAUAAAGAGAAGGAAGAAGAAGCAGGACGGCGGCCUGGAGGAGAAGAAACCCAGGAAAUUCAAAGUACCCAAACCAGGUGUUUCGGCUCUGAACCGGCCGGAGAAGAAGAAGAGGAAGAAGCUGAUGAAGGACUCUCUGUCUCUGGCCGCUAUGAUCCGCCGCUUUAACCGCGAGAAAGAGGAGAUCCGUAAGAAGAACCCGGCGGCUGCAGUCAAACUCAUCCGCGCUCCUCCGAACACCGCUGCCGCCGCCGCCGUUGCCCCCAGCAACGACCUGUCCAUGGCCGACCUGACCUCUGACCCGGCUGUGAUGUCACUGCUGGGCGGAGCCACGGAGAACGACAUGCUGCAGGAGCUGAUGGGCGACCUGGACUUCGGCCUGCUGGACUCUCCUGGGCCGUCCAGUCCGGGGCAGAGUGAGAACGGCACCGCGGCAGCCCAGAAGGCAGGAGCCGCGAGUCGAGUGCAGAAGAUGGGGCUGAUGCCGCCACCACCGCCUCUUCCCAGCAGCCUUCCCGCUCCGCUGCUCAAACGCAUCGAGGACCUGCGCGUGGCGUCUCGUCAGUUCGAUAUGGAGGGCAGGAAGAAGUUUUUCACGCUGGACAUGAACAACAUCCUGCUGGACAUCGAGCUGCAGGUGCAGGAGCAGCCCGCGACGGUGUGCGCCGCCGUCUACUCUCAUCUGGAGGCCUUCGUGCCGUGCAAUAAAGAGGCUCUGCUGAAGCGGCUGAAGAAGCUCAGUCUGAACAUCCAGGACGACCGGCUGCGCACGCCGCUGCACAAGCUCAAGCUGGCCGUGUGCAGCGUCAUGCCGGAGCAGAUUGUGCGAUACAACAUGGACUGCAUGGCCAAAGUCGCCAAGCAGCAGACAGAGGAUUGCGACAGAAAUGGCUCGGAGGACGACGAUGAUGAGAAGCCAGGAAAAAGAGUGAUGGGCCCCAGGAAGAAAUUUGUGUGGGACGACAAACUCAGGUCUCUGCUGUGUAAUCUGGUUCAGGUGAAGCUGGGCUGUUACGAGCUGGAGGGUCAGAGUUCACUCUCGCCUGAAGAUUACUUGAAGGUCUUCAUGGAGACGGAGGUCAAACCGCUCUGGCCCAAAGGAUGGAUGCAGGCCAGGAUGUUGUUUAAAGAGAGCCGUGUGGCUCACAGUCACCUCACAGGAAAUACAGUAAAGAAAAGGAUGUUACCGGCUCCGAAAGCCAAGCCCAAGCCUCAGGACAGCAGUGCGCUCCAGCGACCGUCCGUCUCUGUGGACUCCGCAACUUCUCCAGCCAUCCAGCGUCCAGUCGUCUCAGUAGACACCACUGCUCGUGCUACUGUGCAGCGAGCGCUGUCCCCGCCGGAGCCCAUCUGCCUGUCGGACUCUCUGGACGAGGACCUGGCGGCCCCGUCGCUGGACUCCAUCUCUCACGCUUUGGCCAUGCUGGGCAGCGUCGCCAAAGACCUGGCCCAGUCCAACAGCCCGCCGUCCGCUGAGCUCCCCAAACCGCCCCAGUCACUGCUCACGAAUCCCCACCUGUCCAAAAAGAGUGGGAGCACCCCGUCUCUGCCUGCUCCUGCUCCCAGCGUCCUCUCCUCGAUGCCCGCGUCUUCAGUCGUUAAAAGUGUGAGCGUCCUGCCGCUGGUUCAGAGACACUCAGUUAUUCCCGCUCAGCGACCAUCCGUGACUCCGCCCACCAAGAUGGGCUUGUCUCAGGUGAAGCCCCGCCCUCCUCCAACAGCGUCGCCUCUUCACGCCCCUCAGAAGAUUCUGGCGAGAAAAACGGUAGUCGCCAUACCAACAGGCCUCAUCAAAACCAGCAAUAACAGCUCGGCACGCACGCUUCCCGCCGCUUCCUCGCCAUCGCUUUUAAAAGUCAAAUCCGUGCAGCCUUUCCAUGUGACGCCGCAAGGCAAAAACCACGCGUCGCCCAAACCCGGCUUCAUCACGCCCAUGCAGGCCACCCUCACCAAGUCGCCUCACAACCCCAGCUCGCCCAUCAUCAAGCUCACGCCCACCGCCUCGCCCGUCAUCACCAGAACGCCCACGUUACCUAGCAUGCACCAGCACGCCUCCAAUAGCCCGGGCUUCCACACAGGGUUCAUUGCCGGCGGUUACAGUGCCCCCGUGGGGCAGAAGAGUUCAUCUCAGGGCAACAGUAUCUCUGGACUCACCAUGACAACCGUGCCUGUCACCAAGCAACCGGCCACCAGCGUGUCACCGGUGACGGGGACGGUCAGUCACAGUCAGCGACACAGACAAGUGGGUGGAGCUAAUCAGGGAGUGAAGACAAUCACAUCUGUGUCCACGGCCACAGCGUCUCCACUCUCACAGGUGUCGUCCUCCAGCGCUCUGCUGGGCUCGGCCGGUCCGUCUCUGCCGCUGGGCUUCGGGAUGCUGGGAGGUCUGGUUCCCGUCUCUCUCCCGUUCCAGUUUCCAAACCUGCUGAAUCUUCCUUCCUCUGUGGUUUCCACGGCGAGCACCGGCGCCUCGACCAAUCCCAGCAGCUCAGGGUUCAACCUUCCCCAGAAUGUGUUAAAGGGUCUCAUGUCAGGGGCUCAGGCCGCUCUGCCUCCACACUUACAGCUGGCUUUCUCAGAUGUCAAUCAAACGCAGGGCGGAGACUUGAAGAGGAAGAACCUAUGACAUCGCAGAACUCUGAUCCGGGACUGACUCCGCCCACUUUUAUGCAUGAUGUGCUGGCCGUCCAAUGAGACGGAGCCGUUUUUAUAUGCAUUUGAAUAUUGAUGCUGAUGAGUAAUGUUAUUUGUUUGAAUGAUGAUCCAUGGGUUGUACAUAUGUAUCAAUGUUUACACAGACAGACCUGAUCACUGUGACGGGGAGAGAAACACUUUUAAUUGUGUGUGUGUGUGUGUGUGUGUGUUUGCAUGUCGAUUUGCGCGCAGCUUCUGUAAAUGAGGAUUUUUUUAAUGUGUGGAGCAUAUGAAUAUUGAUGAGUGAAGGUGUUCCUCCCUCUCUGGUGUGGGUCUGUGUCUCUGGUGCUGUUUACCAACGAAACGCCCUUUAAAUUGUUCAAACCAAAUGACAAAGGGUGGGACGGUGACCAUUGUAAUAUACUUGAACUUUCAGGAUUCGUUUACUUAAGUUUCAGGACACAAGCAAAAUAAAAAUGCAGAAGCCUUAGUGAAAA